This is a messenger RNA of Nerophis lumbriciformis (worm pipefish), 1797 nucleotides long. Lineage: Eukaryota; Metazoa; Chordata; Actinopteri; Syngnathiformes; Syngnathidae. The record is from RefSeq and is a predicted model, not a curated record.
AUGGGGUGUAGGCUUCCAAAGUUGCGGAAAAACGACGAAACGCAAAGUCCUGGUAACAUCUACUCCACACUGAGAAGACCUCAAGUGGAGACUAAAGUUGGGGUGUCCUACACGUACCACUUCCUGGAUUUUCUCCUGGGGAAAGAAGAGGUGCCGGUGUCAUCCGUGCUGUGCCUGUCUUCCGUCCGGGAACUUCCCAUCCAGGUCAGGGAACUCUACGCUCAGGGUUUUGUCCUGGUCUCCGUCCACCCAUUCGUGCAUCCGUGCGGCCCUCGUCACGCCCAUAUUCAGAGGCAGCUCCACCGGGCCGUGUUGGUGCGGGAAACUCCGAGUUGGGAGAAAAACCAGGACAAGAGAUGGUGGAGACGAGGUUUGGAGACGGACGUGUGCGCGGCGGGUCAGCAGGCGGCUGACCCAGAGGUCAUUCAGAGCUACGUCAAGAGGAUCCAGGAUGUAUCAGAACAAGGCGUGAUGUUUGUGGGCUUCCUCCAACAACCAGGAGGGGCGCCCUUUUUCACCGCCAACUGGGACCAGGAUGAUUUAUCCUCCUUGCACUCUAGCCCCUCCCCCAUACAUCGGCAUCAACCCAGCGCUAAACCCAGUCCGACGGAUCCAUCAGAACUACGCCGUAACGACAGCAUCUCCUCUGAAGCUCCGCAGAUAGAUCACGAAAGCGUAGAAGACACUAAUGUUGACUAUUCACAAACCAACCAAGAAGGUUCUAAUGAGCGACUUCCGAAUUUACCCAGAGGGGAGCCUGAAGCAGCAAACCGGCGUGAAAGUCAGCAGCGUAGCCUGCCAGAACUUAGAGAAUCCCCAGAGAGGCACUCCCAUCUUUUAAGUCAGCGAAAUGGAUCAGGCCCAGACCUGACUUCGAAUAACAACCACAUUUGCCUGAAAAACACAGAGACGAAGAAGGUGGAACCUUUGGCGCCAGCACAGGCCCGACUCCAGCUGUUCGCCUUAUACAAUUCGACAGGAGAAGUCAACACGUCUUUGAGGUUCUACUCGCUCAGAGUGCCUUUACGGGUUCAAAAGGAGGCGGGGCUUGUUACAGAUGUCGAUGGGGAUUGGCUGGACCACAUGACUCAGCAUUUUACCAACGGAGCUCGUCUGAUUGACGGAUUUUUUCACCUCAAAGAUGAAAACGAAAAUGGCAUUUCAUCCGUAGACAGUGUGUUCAUUUUCCACAACUCGACAGAAGAGAACACGUGCACCUCCUAUGACGCCAUCGUGGUGGAACAGUGGACGGUCAUCAAUGGUGUGAUGGUGAAGGCGGACUAUGUCCCGCUGCUGCAAUCUUUGGCUCCUUACGGAUGGAGGCUCAUGUGCGUGUUGCCUACACCCAUUGUCAAAAGCAACAGUGACGGGAGUUUGUCGACUAAGCAAAUCCUUUUCCUACAGAGACCCGUUUUGCAACGCAAGAGAAAAGACUUCAAGAUGCUGAACCGCCGAGGUCGCCACAAGACAAAAAAGCACUCGUUUGGUGACAUGCUCGAGGAGGGCGAGGACAGGUCGCUCGUCACUGAGACGGAGAUGGCCAAGUUGAGACACAUAAAAGAGGAUGAACGGACGGAAGGAUGGCGCGACGAGGCCGAAGAGGACGCCAGGGAAAGGGAACUCUCUUUACACUCGGGCAGUCUGGCGUCUGUAGAAGAGGAGACCGAUAUUGAUGAUAUGCUAACAUCCAAGUCUGUGAGGUGGACAGACGUGUGUCAAAGAGACUGCGGAGGAGUCAAAGUCGAGGUAAAGACAGACGAGCGCAUUAAACAUCAACUCUUUUCUGGUGUCUGUUGA